CAGGGCGGUUUCACCUGUUCCUUCAGUGGAAUACCCACUGUUGACAGUUUCCGGAUAUCCCUAAACUUUAAACUCCUUGUUUCCAUCAGACGACUCAAGCAUCAGCGAGCAACUCAUAAACGACACACCAAGGCCUCGACGUUCGCAACCCGCCCUUUUAGAUUUAGAUAGACAUUGGUUUCGGGCGCCCCAGUUUUUCUGUUUCACUCGCGCCGUGUUUCAGCAUUUCAGCUACUCAAGGUUUAAUUCCACCGCCCAUCUCACAAUAACCUUCAUACAAUUUCCAAGGCCGGACAUCCAACAUUAAACGGAUCAUAACGUUCUCUCACCCUACUCCACGUGGAAACGGAGUAAAUUCGAACGACUGUACAAGCCGCGUACUGGGGGUUGAGGUUCAAGAAAGGGAUAGAAAGGGGCAGGAUGAUAUCAAUACCAUGGACAUGGCGCCGGUCCGAGACGGCAGCCGACUACUCCAGCGCCGUGAUUCCUCUGAACGAGGCCCAUCAGCACAGCCACUCAUACCGGUUACGUCCGCGACCUGACCCUGAGGGGCAGCUGGACGAUGAAGCCUUUGACGACGACGACGACCCAGACAAGGACGGUGAUGACGGGGACACAACCAUGCUCGUCAUGACUCGUUCCGUUGAUGAAUAUAGCAUCGAGGGGCUGAGGAGGGAGGUGAGGGCGGGUAAGAAAGGAGGAGAGUGGACUACGUAUGAGAUGAGAUCUAAACUCAUCAACAAAGCCAUCCAAGAUAUUGGUAUGGGGAGGUACAACUGGCAGUUGUUUGUGCUCUGCGGGUUUGGGUGGUUUGCCGAUAAUUUGUGGAUGCAAGGCGUAUCGCUCACUCUCCCCUCCCUCUCAGCCGAGUUUGGCAUCUCGGAAAAAUCAGUACGCUACACAACAUCGUCCGUGUUCCUGGGCUUGUGUUUCGGGAGCUUCUUCUGGGGUAUCGGCUCCGACAUGAUGGGUCGACGCAUUGCCUUCAACGUAACGCUGCUCAUUGCCAGCGUGUUCGGAACUGCCACGGCGUACGCGUCAACCUGGGGCGGAGUCUGUGUGUUGUACGCCAUCUUGGGCUUCGGCGUUGGCGGCAACCUGCCCGUAGACGGGGCUCUCUUUCUUGAGUUUCUACCUGACGCCUCUAGCUCCCUAUUGACUCUCCUCUCCGUUUGGUGGCCGGUCGGACAGCUCUGCUCAUCCCUAUUCGCCUGGUUCUUCAUCGCCAACUGGCCCGUUGAGCAAGGAUGGCGAUACUUCAUCUUCACCAUCGGCAUCAUCACCUUCAUUAUGUUCCUCGUCCGCUUCUUCCUCUUCCAGAUGUUUGAGUCGCCCAAAUACCUGCUCUCGCGAGGCCGACAGGCCGAGGCAGUCGCAGUCGUGCAGGGCAUAGCGCUCAAAAACGGCAAGAAGACCUGGCUGACACAAGAGGUCCUGGACGCCGUAGUCGACGACACGGCCCCGCGCGUCCGGCAACGGCUAUCGACCAGAAACAUCAUCCGAAACAAGCUGGCCUCCUUCUCGGCCGAGCGCAUCCGACCGCUCUUCCACACGCGCAAGCUCGGCCUCGCCACGGCGCUGAUCUGGUUCGCCUGGGCGACCAUCGGGAUGGGCUACCCGCUCUUCAACGCCUUCCUCCCGCAGUACCUCUCGCACGGCGGCAACGACAACAACUCGGGCGACGCGCCGGCCUCGGAGAUCACGGGCGACACCUACCGCAGCUACGCCAUCACCAGCAUCGUCGGCGUGCCGGGCAGCCUGCUGGCCGCCUACUCGGUCGACAUGAAGUCGCCCUUCCUGGGCCGCCGCGGCACCCUGGCCAUCUCCACCCUGGUGUCGGCCGUGUUUUUGUUUUUGUUCGUCCGGUUCGGCAAGACCCCCUCGUCGCAGCUCGCUUUCACCUGCGUCGAGGCCUUUGCCCAGAACAUCAUGUACGGCGUCCUGUAUGCGUUUACGCCCGAGGUCUUCCCCGCGCCGGUCCGCGGGGCGGGCACCGGCGUGGCGAGCUUUUUGAAUAGAGCGACGGGGCUGGUGGCGCCGAUUAUUGCCGCCACGGUGCCCGGGGAUGGCACGACGACGCCGGUGUAUAUGGCGGCGGCGCUGAUUUUGGCUGCGUUUGUGGGCAUCUGCAUGAUUCCCAUUGAGACGCGUGGGCGGCAGAGGUUGUAGAUUGUAUGUGGUUGGGGGGGUGGGAAGCGUUGUUGGGUUCUGCACCAGCAUUUACGAUUUCCGGCAUCAGCAGGCGAUUUUCGAGAUAUACUGCAGGAUACACACGAUAGAAUGGGUUUACAAGUACGGGGUAUUUUGUGUACGGAAUAGCUGCACCCGGCAAAAGACAAC
Messenger RNA from Chaetomium fimeti, 2340 nucleotides. RefSeq names its product major facilitator superfamily domain-containing protein. The transcript is spliced from 4 exons. The coding region runs from base 421 to 2169 and encodes 582 amino acids. Gene Ontology annotation, biological process: transmembrane transport. Gene Ontology annotation, molecular function: transmembrane transporter activity. Gene Ontology annotation, cellular component: membrane. NCBI's taxonomy places the organism in Eukaryota, Fungi, Ascomycota, Sordariomycetes, Sordariales, Chaetomiaceae. The record is from RefSeq and is a predicted model, not a curated record.